AUGCAUUCUAAUGAAAAACGGAAAUUCGAGGAGACAGAUCCUCAAGUCUCAAAACAACGGAAGGUAAUAGGACCUUCUCUUCCUCCUCAAGCCGACAGUGGCAGUGAGACUAGCAGUGAUGAUGAUUUCGGUCCAAGCCUUCCUCCAUCCGGUCCAUUGAAAGACCCUGUUCACAUACAGCCUACGGAUUCUGGAUCGAAAUUGGAAAAGGAAAGCCAGCGAGAUCAAUGGAUGCUGCAACCACCUUCCCAUUCCGACUGGGCUUCCAAGAUUGACCCCACACAACUACGAAAUCGCAAGUUCAAUACAGGCAAAUCUGCCACAGCACCUAAGAGCAUGGAUUCCUCGUGGGUUGAGACUCCAGAGGAGCGAAUGAGGCGACUGCAGGAUGCAGUUAUGGGCGUUGGUACUUCAACAAAUCAGGAGGAUCAUCAAGGUGCUUCAAACGCAAAGUUGAUGGAGGAUCAAAUCAAGAGAUACAAGGACAUGACUGGGAAGAACACUCGCCUAGAAAAUCCAGGUGCUCAGCAAGAAGAUGAUGAUCCAAGUGCGCGCGCGUUUGAUCGAGAGAAGGAUAUGGCAGUUGCUUCGAAGAUAUCUAGCGCACAGCGCCGGGAGAUGGUAAAGAAAGCUGCGGACUACAACACACGUUUUACAAAGGGCAACUUUUUAUAA
This is a messenger RNA of Penicillium concentricum, 675 nucleotides long. Its product is annotated as GPALPP motifs-containing protein 1. The coding region runs from base 1 to 675 and encodes 224 amino acids. The transcript is spliced from 2 exons. The record is from RefSeq and is a predicted model, not a curated record. NCBI's taxonomy places the organism in Eukaryota, Fungi, Ascomycota, Eurotiomycetes, Eurotiales, Aspergillaceae.